Molecule: messenger RNA, 5418 nt
Organism: Lytechinus pictus (painted urchin)
Lineage: Eukaryota; Metazoa; Echinodermata; Echinoidea; Temnopleuroida; Toxopneustidae
Exons: 10
Coding region: 290-2122 (610 amino acids)
Cellular component (GO): plasma membrane
Molecular function (GO): protein binding
Source: RefSeq, a predicted model, not a curated record
AAUCAAUCAAUGGCAUCAACCCUCUGUGUUUUUCUCCUCACCUGUUAUCGUGCCCUCCGGUACGUGUGCCCAGCCCUAUCACUUUAGGCCAAGUCUUUCCGUACAAUGGAGAUUUUGACCCCCCCCCCCCAAAAAAAAAGAAUGAUACAAGUGCUACCAUACGCUCCGUGCUAUAGUGACCGAGUAAAACCUCUCGUAUACCAUGUUCUUUAACGAAAGACAAUAACAUUGCAUAAAAUACUACCCAGCUCCGCCUUCGAUGACAUUUUCAAGAUAAAUUGUUUCAAAAAUGAAAUUAUCACGUCUUCUUCACCAUAGCUGGAUCCUUCUUGUACAUUGCCUGUGGAGAAAUGUAUCAGGGCUUGCUUGCAGUAGGAUUAUCGAGGGAUCAAUGGGCUCAGAGGGUGAGAUAUCUGCACCCCUCUUUCCUUCUAGUUACCCCCGUGAAGACUCCUUCUACACCUGUACGUACAGGCUGAGGAAUAGGAAUCUUACCAAUCUCAGACUGGUCUUCAGUGACUUUCAUCUUGAUGAUGAUAUUGCUGGAGGAUUUAAGAAUGGAACAAGGGAUUAUUUACAGAUUGAUCUUCACGAUGGUCAGACGCCUCGUGUAUACGUGGGUAUCAAUCGUCCUACCAUCAUCCUCAGUUCCUCAGAUGAGAUAACCCUUACACUUGGUGUCCAGGCAAACCAACCCAACAUUUACCCAGGAUUGAGGACAUUCGCUGCACAGUAUUCUUUUAUCACAGCUUCUCAGAUGAUUGAAUAUGAGGCAAUAUACACGGAUUCUCGUACAGUGAUUCCUACUCUAUCAAUGGAUCAGGGUAAUGUUGCUUACACCGUUCUUGCUCCGAUGGGGUAUGUGUCCGGUUUCUAUUCCUCUCUGGAGAUCGACAUCAUCUGGUACAUUGAGGCAGAGUCUCAUAUGAAGGUCCUCUUCAUUGUCGAUGACUUCACCAAGAGCAAUGCCGACGACACAAGUUCGUUGGCGAUCCAUGAUGGUUUAACCUCAGAGGCCCCUCCCCUCUAUGUAGCACCAGUAGCUCCUAGAAACCACCAUAUCAAAUCUACACAGGAAUAUCUGUACGUGAGAUGGAAAGGUCGAACGGCCGUGGAGUCGUCCUUUGAAGCAUACUUCACGUUCUUCAUUCAAGCAGGUGGUGGUAUGCAGUGUCCUGGGGAUUACUUUCCUUGUGAUAAUGAUCAUUGUAUAUCACAAGGGUUAACCUGCAAUAUGAGAGACAAUUGUGGUGACAACUCGGAUGAAGAAUCUACUACAGUUUGUUUGGGUCGUACUACUACUUCACCUUCCUGUUCUCCGAUGUGUAUUAACAGUGGUAUAUGUAUCAAUGGUGCCUGUGUGUGCCCUGCUGAUUUCUAUGGAGAGCUCUGUCAGUUCCGUAAUGGAUCCAAUUCAGAUUUCACUGACUUACAGCAUACAUCCAUCAUGAUUGGUGCGUUUGUUGGUGCUGUGUGUCUUCUCUCUGUCUGCUGGCUUAUCGCCAUGGCAAGGAAACGAUACCAGGAUGAACCCGCCCCUGGCACUGGUCGACAUCAACGUAUCGUCAGUGUUCAUACAUUAGAAGAAGCAGGCUUACGGCGGAACACAACUAUAACAGACAACCAGGAUAUCCCUCCAGAGUACAGUAUCGCCUGUCGUCGCGACAGUCGACGUGGUAGUCGCCAAGGUUCAUUUGCAAAGCGUUACCGGCCAUCCAUAGAUUCAAUGGGGCCUUUGUCACCACCGCCUGCUUAUGAAGUUGUUGCCGGUGAAGUCGGUUUGGAGAAUUAUGACGGCAUUGCAUUCAGAAUACCAGAGGUUGAGGAGAGAAACCUACCAGAUGUGGUCAACAGAGAACUGAUGUCAGCAACACCAGCACAACCUCCACCACCAGCUCAGCAACAAACGGUCUACCAUGAAACAGAGAUACAUGAUGAGCCACAGCAAUCUGCAACGCAGUCAUCGCCAACACCACCAUCAUCAACAACACCACCACCAUCAACAUCGUCGCCACUGUCAACAACGCCGCCAGCAUCAACACCACCACCAUCAACAACGCCACCACCAUCAUCACCCACAGCAACAACAGCAAAAGCAGUUCCUCAGGACACACUUGUAUGACCAAAACACUGCCCUCUAUUGUUAAUAAACUGUAUAAUCUUUGCUUCAGAGAUUGUUGUAUGUCAUAUUUUAGGUUCAGACAACAAGCUUGAAGAAGUUGAGAGACAUUGGUCAUCUGGUUAUACAUUUCUUUAUGUGCCUUUGUAUAUCAGGUAUUUCUUAUGCACAUACAUACAUAAAUCUCGUACUUUAAUGUAAUUUAUCAGAACAUUUGCAGACCUUUGAUUGAAUACGUAUCAUUUUUAUGGUAGGACCCUUUCACUCAUACAAUACAUUCAGUAUGAAAAUAGUACUGAAAAAUAAAUGAGUUUCUGUAUUUUGCCUUUUAUUUUUCUCUUCAUAACCCUUUUUUUUUUUUCUGCAGUAACUUGUAUUUUGAUAUAACAUUGUACCUCUGAAUUUCAUUAUUUCUUUAUUUUUAUAAAUGUACCAGAAUAAGAAAAAUUCACAUGAAUCAUUAUGCAAUGGCAUUGUUUACAAGCUUGUGAUCUAAUGAUAUGUUAGUUAGAACAUAGACCUCUAGUAGGUCCAUGGUUCGAAUAAGAAAAAAUAUGACACACAGAGAGUACCGAAAAGUUUAUUGAGGCACUUCAUAUAGAUCAUUAUAUCUUUGUAGAUAAUGAAUACAGCAAUAUAAUGAAGCAAAGGAAUAUGUUCCUUUAGUACAUUGCAUUUUUAAAAUCUGACCUUUCUUUUUAGAUAAUCUUAUUUCAUAUUUUACAUGUACAUGUGUGUAGGUUUAAUGAUUUCAUACCAAUCCAAUACCAAUGGAGAAUAAUUGUGAUAUUUCAUUAACCAUGGCUUGAGUCACUUUACAUGUGUUAAUGUUGAGGAUAUCUUGUUUUCAUUAAAAGGAAAAAAAAAACUUCAUUAUUCAUACAUUUAUUAUUCAACAAUUCUUAAACGUUUUAAUUCAUAUGCCUCUCCAGUUGUACUUAAGGGAAAAUAUGGCUUUCUACUUUGAUGAUAUAUAUUUACAUGUAAGAGUAUUAUCACAGGGAAUAGGCUACUGGUACAUAUAUUUCAAAAUUUGAGUUUCUACGUAAAAAUUGACAAAACAAGUCGUAACAUGAUUGAAACACAUUGUCUUUUUUAAUUGGAUUUCACUCAUGAAAUAAUAAAAUAAACAUUAACUGAACUGCUGGACAAUCAAAUUGUGGUCAUAGUUUAACACCAUUUUCAGGUUAGAAUAUUUAUUUGUCUUUAUCGUCAUGCAAAGUUGUCUAUGUUUUGAAGAGUAUUUUAUGAUAAAUGAAUUUAGAUUUGAUACACGGUUUGCCUUUGCUUUAAGGGAAUGCUAUUAUGGUAUUGUGUCUUAUCUCUUUUAUAUUAUCAUCAUCAUAAUCAUCAUCAUCAUCACAUCAUCAUCAUCUUUAUCAUCAUCACAUCAUCAUCACCAUCAUCAUCAUCACCAUCAUCAUCAUCAUCACAUCAUCAUCAUCAUCAUCACAUCAUCAUCAUCAUCACCAUCACAUCAUCAUCAUCACCAUCAUCAUCAUCACCAUUGUCAUCAUCAUCAUCAUCCUCUAUGAAUGCUCUGAUAUAUCUCAUUAUCCUGACUAAGUUAGAGUAAAAUAUGACCCUUUUCAUUGUACUCUUAUCAUGUCAUCUUUCUGUUAAAAUAAAAAAUAUCACCUGUAGGUGAUAUCCCCCAAACAAGGUAAAAAAAAAAAAGGUGUCUUAUUUUGUAUAUUUAAAAAGGUUUACGGGUACUAUCAGAAGAUCUUUUAAUCAUUUAAUUCAAUUUUAAUAAUGUGAAUAUGAUAAUUGAGAGAUGCAAGGAAAUAAUUUGUAGAUUUAAAUUGGAUAAAUGAACAGUAUUUUCAAAUGAUGUAGACAUCACGAGGCCUGCAUUGGCCUAGAGAACAAUUAUGAGGCCUUGUGUUUGUACUUUGUCCCUCUGCUUUGGCCGUAGGUCCCAUUGCUUUGGCCUAAUGGGAUAGGUGAGUGGAUGCUUCAGAAAUAAGGUAACAGUGAGUCAAUGGAACCUGCAUCUGGAGUACUUUUUUCCGUAUGUGGCGUUGCCCUAUUAGUUUAUUGUCUUUUACUCUUUUCCUAGCGCAUUUGGAUUUAACAUCUUUUUCUUAUUAAACGAAAUACUCAUAUUAUGCUACGCAGAAAAUAACAGCAACGAUUUUCAGAAUACCUAUACACAUUGUAACCAAAUACUUUGUAGUCUGUUCACCAACUAUUUCACCCGUUCUCCAUUUCUUGUUCUACAAGUGGUUCUUUCUUUUUGACAUAUUCACCUUUUUAUGGUUUAUUCUUUACUUUGGAUCAUUGCAACCCCCCCCCCCCUGUCUAUGACAUUUUAAUUUGAAACUUUUGCAUAAACAUUAUGAUAAACCUCUACACUGUUAAUCCCUUUUAAUGUUAUUGGGGGUCAUACAAAAAGAGUAGCAAUCAUACGUAUCUUGAUUAUCCAUCGAUCAGAAGCGUGAAUCUCAGACGUGCACAUGAUUUUAGAGUUGUGCGUCAACAAAACUAUUGUUGCAAUAGGCUUCAUGUUAUCUGUAGAUACAUCUCUGUCCACAAAAUGGAAAAUACAGGUGUACAUAUGAUGUUAUAGUUAUCACCCAAAAUGUGUUAUAUCACAUUCAUGUGAAUAGCAUUUUGUAGUGUGUGCAUGCUAGCGUGCAAGCUUUGCUUGUUCAUCACAGAAUUCUUAUGCUUAUGUUCUUACUGCAUUGAUAUCGACAUAAUCUAUAUUGCACUCUCUUUCUGUAUAGCAUCUGUUGAAAGGCGCACAAUUAUUAUUAUUGUAAUUCCAGCUUUAAGGUAAUGAUGCUGACAUUUAAUGUUAAUUAUUCCUACAUUAGUAUUUGAUAUAUAUGUAUGUUUGAUUUCUUCCUUUGUUGUAUUUGAUUUUUUCAUAUUUUGACUCGUAUUAUGUUCAAUGACUGGUGCAUUGUUUCAAUCAGUAACAAUAUAUUUUUCCUUCUUGAUAUGAAAGUGUUUUACUGCUUUUUAUUUUUUACAAGAAAAAAUAGAAAAAUAAUUGAAUAUCAUCUUCUGAUCUAUUUUUGUAUGCCUACUGCAUGAAAUAUGAAUAUUAAAAUUGAAGUCUCUACUAGCACAUUCUUUGUAGAUUACAGCAUGAAUUGUAGUUGAUGUAGACAUAAGGAUUGGGUAUAUUUGUUUUAUUCCUAUAUAAUGAGCAGUGCUGCCUAAUGUUCUUUUUAAUAUAUAUUUGUAUCCAUAUAUGCAGUACUGCAGGUCAUUAGAAAAGAGAUCUAUUUUUUGCUAAAAAUUAUAGAAAUGUAUGAACCAAAAAUGUAAUAAAUGUUUUGUACAUC